Messenger RNA from Trichosurus vulpecula (common brushtail), 2722 nucleotides. RefSeq names its product transmembrane protein 242 (gene TMEM242). Bases 106 to 531 code for a protein of 141 amino acids. The transcript has 4 exons. The record is from RefSeq and is a predicted model, not a curated record. Lineage: Eukaryota; Metazoa; Chordata; Mammalia; Diprotodontia; Phalangeridae.
CCUGCCCGCGACCGUAUUCCGGUUGCACCGCACCGGCACCUUUCUCUCUGGUUUCGUUGUUUCCAGCCGGUCUCAGUUGGUGGACGGCUCGGCCGCCAUCGAGCUAUGGAGCCCGUGGGCUCGGGGCCCGGGGGGCUCCCCGACUCUUUGGAGCAGCCCGCGGCCCCGGACAACCGGCUGUUUCUUGUGAAAGGUGGAAUUUUUCUUGGUACAGUUGCUGCUGCAGGAAUGUUUGCUGGUUUUGUUACAACUUUGUCACUGGCCAAAAAGAAAAGCCCUCGAUGGUUCAAUAAGGGAAUUACUGCCACAGCUGCUUUACCAGAGAGUGGUUCUUCUCUCGCCUUGCGAGCAUUGGGUUGGGGUUCACUUUAUGCAUGGUGUGGAGUUGGUGUAAUCAGUUUUGCAGUCUGGAAAGCUUUAGGAGUUCACAGUAUGAAAGACUUUCAGAGUAAAAUGCAAUCAAUAUUUCCAGUGAUUCCCAAGAACCCUGAGUCAUCUGUCGAGUGGGAAGAAGCACUGAAAUCCAAAUGAGAUGAGCAUGAAAGAAUUCCAAAGUGAUCGUUGCAGGGAAAGUAGCUUGGACAUGCCAAAAUAACCCUCUUUAAAGGAAAAAAAUCCAAUUGAUUUCUACUCAGGAAAGUGAACAAAUCAUUGGUGGAACAUGGACUCUGUGGCUGUCAGUAUUUUUAGUGUAGUCUAUGAAAACUCAAAGUCAUCCUGCAUUUACUUUAUUUUGGAAUCAAAUGGGAAAGGUACAUGUUUUUCAAGGUUUGGAGGGUUGUUUUAAAGAACAUCAGUCAUAAGUAAGUAAAUAAAUUCCCUUUGUAGAGGAUAUAUUAGUAUAGAAAGUUAGAUGUAUUUCUAUAAACUUUAAAAACAAGUCUCUUACUUGAAAAGGCAAAUUUUAUGAUAAAUAUUCGAACAGGAAUCUUUAUAAACCUUUGUUACUUCUCACCACCAGGUUGGAAAACCAAGCUAAAAAUUAAAGGUGGUUCAUUUUCAAAAUUUUAAAAAUAGCUUUUUAAAAAAAAUUUCGACCAUAAACUCCUUGAGAGCAGGCACUUUUUUUGGUCUUUCUUUGUAUCCCCAGAGCUUAGUAUAGUGCCUGGCAUGUAGUAGGUGCUUAAUGAAUGCAAAUUGACUGUCAUGGCCCUAGCUAAUAAAUAAUAGUGGCUCAUUCUUUUAAAUGAGUUCAUUCCAGGAAUCUCCCAUGUUGUUGUGUGAUUAUCUGGCUAUACCCAGCAUGUUGAGAGGAACCGCGCUGCCCAAACCUCUUUAGAUCAUUUGUGUGAAAUGAUUUUUCAUUUGCCUUGUGACCUUUGUUCACUCAUUCAGUGCCCAACUUAAAGGCCAUUCUUUAUAUUUCUAUAUGUCCUUAUGCUUUAAGGGAAAUAAAAAACCAGCAACAGAUUAAUAUAAUUUGAGAGUAAUUUGUUGUCUCUGUCAUGCUGUCAUUAGUAUGAAGUGUACAUUUGUGAGAUAAUUUGAUAAUGCAUUCCCAAACACUAUAGGCUCUAAAUGACACUAUAAUUUUACCUCAGUCAUCAAAGUGAAAAUAGCAUAAUAUUGAACCCACCCACCUAACAAAUAUGUUUAACCAAAAACUCACAUGGUAUUGAAUCUAGCAUUCAAUAUUUAGUCUAAUAAUUCUAAUGAAUUUUCUGUGAGUAAAUUUGUAAGGAAUUUGUCAUUAAGAAAACACUCUCUGUUCCUCUGUGGUCUCUUACAGAAACUGAUGGAGAACAGUGCCUAAUUGCAAUCACUGUAUUUAUCAGAGACUUGCAAGUUUUAAAAAGAACAAGAAAAAUAUUUUUAAUAUGUAAAUUUUCCAGAGAAACAACAUCUGGUUGAAAAAGCAAUUUUGAAGUUUCUUUAUGAUUGCUUAAGCUCUAAUUAGUCAGCUAUCAGGUCUAAUAAAGUACAUUUGAAAUUUAUUUGUUAUUAUGAAACCUUUUAGUUCUAAUAAAAAAUAAAAAAUUAAAUGUCAAGUGCAUAAUUUAGCAUUUUUCUCUAAACCAUGAUGCCACACUCAGAUUGCUGAAUUGUGAUUAAACAGGUGUAAUCAAUGUCUGGGUUUCUUAUGUAGCUAGCUUAAUACAAAAAUCUAAGACUAAAAAGAAAUUAUAGUGGAAUUUAUAAGACUGCAUAUGUAUAGUCUCAAGGUUCAUCUCACUCAUCUUUCAUUUUAAACUAAAUAACAUAGGUGGGAAAAGGUUUAUAGCCUUGGUUGAAGAAGACAAAUAUAAAGGUCAGAAAAUAAUUCAGUGAUUUUUUUCUGACGUGUAUAUCAGGGUUACAUGCCCUGAUGUGUGGGUUAGUGUGCAUCUAGGUCUGUAUGGGAAAAUGGAGUAUGUACUACACAAAGAACCUGUAGCCACCGGAGCUGGAAUUGAAGAUUCUUGUUUUUCUUUGCAUGCAGAAUUCCUCCACGGAAUGGCGUUGGGGGAGGGGAAAGAAGUCAAAUUUUCCAAGAGAAUAGAGCUGGAAUUAAUUAAUAAUUGACUAAUUAUUUAGUGCCCAUGGUUUGAAACAGACUUUUAGAGUGUAAGCCCUUGAGUGCAGGGAAUAUCCUUUAUUCUUUGUAAACCCCAUUGUAGCACCUCUUUUAAUACUAUGAAGUUGUGUAAUAUGUAUUACCUAUUAAUGUUGAUGACAACCAACCCAGAAAACCUUGGAAUGCUUUUUGUGUGAAUUGGCUAAAUAAAUAGCAGAGUAGAAGCAG